CAAUGCCUCGUGUCGUAUAUAAAAGUUCAGAGAAGACACGUUUGAAAAAAUCUGUGUCAAUAAUGAAACGGAACGACACGACCGCGCGCAUUGCGCACGUCUUCAGGGGAACAUUUGUGCACUCCACACCGAGAGCUGCGGUUGGGAUACUGCAGAACUGUCUUAGGAGUCGACGAUGAGGGCAAGAUUGCAUUUAUUGAAAAAGAUCAAGAUGUGGUCAGUCUUUCAAAAUUGUGGGGGUUUGAAAUUUCGACAUAAAACAGUUUGGACAAUAUAUAGCUAUACUGGCAUCGCCUUAGACCUGCCUCUGCUGGAGUGGCUCAACACUUACACUUUCCCUGUGGAAGCCAAGUAUAAAGACUUGGAAUUUGCCAAUAAUGUCUACACUAAAGUUGUGAGAAGAACCGUAAAGAAUGGCCCCACUACUGCUUGUUAUUUUGCCACAAUACACACUGAUGCCUCUCUUCUGCUUGGAGAGCUUGCAGAUAAGUUCGGACAAAGAGCUUUAGUUGGUAAAGUUUGCAUGGACUCCAAUUCUGCAGUUCCACAGUACAAAGAAAGUCCAAGCGAAUGUAAAGAGGAGACAGAUCGUUUCAUCAAAGAGCUUCUCAAAAAGGAGUACCCGAAAGUUAAGCCUGUGGUUACUCCUCGAUUCGCUCCCUCCUGUUCCUCCUCACUGCUCAGUGAAUUGGGUGAAAUCACCAACAACAACAAGCUUCACAUUCAGGCCCCGAUCAGACAGAACGCGUUUUUCAGGUUUGAAAACACGAGGUGCACCACACUGCCUUUUUUUAGGUUGACUGUUUUUAAUUAAAAAAAUUAUUAAAUUGUUGUCUUCUGUUUACUAGUUGUGUUGAUUAUGGAAAAAAUGUGACAAUAUAUUUUAUAUUAAUCAACAACAAAUUGACAAUAAAAAUGCUUUAUGAUAUUACUG
Molecule: messenger RNA, 934 nt
Organism: Sinocyclocheilus rhinocerous
Lineage: Eukaryota; Metazoa; Chordata; Actinopteri; Cypriniformes; Cyprinidae
Product: guanine deaminase-like
Exons: 8
Coding region: 176-814 (212 amino acids)
Biological process (GO): guanine metabolic process
Cellular component (GO): cytosol
Molecular function (GO): guanine deaminase activity; zinc ion binding
Source: RefSeq, a predicted model, not a curated record